Chiloscyllium plagiosum (whitespotted bambooshark) is the source of this 1349-nucleotide messenger RNA. The record is from RefSeq and is a predicted model, not a curated record. Lineage: Eukaryota; Metazoa; Chordata; Chondrichthyes; Orectolobiformes; Hemiscylliidae.
UGUGUCGUCAUGUCAUACCUGCAGUGGCUUCAAGACAGCGAUUACAAUUCCAACUGUAACCUGUGCAAUACCCCACUCACAGAUGAAGACACCAUCCGGUUAGUUUGCUAUGACAUUUUCCACUGGUCCUGUCUGAACAAGAUGGCCGCCCAGCUGCCAAAGAACACAGCGCCGGCCGGUUACCAGUGCCCGAUGUGCAAGGGACCGAUCUUCCCCCAGGCCAACACUGUCAGCCCCGUGGCUAACGUGCUGAAGGAGAGGCUGUCCACAGUGAACUGGGCGCGCGUCGGCCUCGGGCUCCCGCUGAUUGACGAGGUCCAGCCCCCUCACGACCAGGAGUCACUCGACAGUACGGACUACGCUGAUUGGUCGGUCCUUCCUGAUCCCAGCACGGACGAAGCCUCCGGGCGGACCCAGCCUUACCCCUCGGGCGCGGUCUACUCUCCCCGGCAGGGAUACGGCACGGAGCUGAGUGAUGGGGGAGCAAAGGAGGGCCCGGGCAUGGUCACUGUGAUGCCCGACAACGAAUCCAUCACCCUGACAACCGGGAGCUCUCUGGCAUCCUUGCCCCGGAAGGUCUACGACACCGUGGCGCGGGAAGCGACCAAGUCCACAGAAACGCGCAUUGAUUUCGACGACGACAAAUACCGACGGCGCCCAGCUCUCAGCUGGUUUGCACGGUGGUUCAAGAACGCCAGCGGAGCGAGGAAGCCGCCGCUCUCCCGGUUCCAGCGCUUUGCGGCGAUCCUGCUGAUCGGAAUCCUGGGCUUCCUCACGCUGCUCGUCGUCAUGUCCAAGCUCGGGAGAGCGUCCGUGGACAACGACCCCAACUGGGACCUGAUGCAGAACCCCCACGUGCAAGUGGGAGCCGAGUAGUGAGGGAAGGGGGAGGGGGGGGGGGAGCGGGGAGGGGGAGGGAGGGACUCCCAGCGAGAUUUCCGUCAUUCUGUACCUACACGGCUCCCCCCACCUCCGUCCCGCUCCUUGGGAAUCUCUGGGUUGCUAAGUGACGAGCGGUAGCGAAUCCAGGUCUGCGGGCGCCGUGCCUCGGGACCCCCACCCGUCUCCUGCGUUCGUCCCCCCCCCCCCCCACUCGGGGGUUCGAAAAUGGCAUCUCUCCCACCUGCGCCGGGUGGGUCUUUCAUUUCACUGACUUCACCUUCCUUCCCUGGAUGACCACCCGCACCACCUACCCCCUCACUCUCGCCUCUCGGCAUUAGGUCCCUGAAACCGCGGACGUGAUCGGGAACAUUGUCUCACAACCCUCUCUCCCUGCCCCCCCCCCCCCCCCAAUCACCAAAUACCUUUCAUUCUGGGAUCACACUGUGCACAAAUUGUUCACUCCCACU